Exophiala xenobiotica is the source of this 1375-nucleotide messenger RNA. RefSeq lists its product as uncharacterized. Gene Ontology annotation, molecular function: methyltransferase activity. The coding region runs from base 102 to 1124 and encodes 340 amino acids. The transcript is spliced from 8 exons. Lineage: Eukaryota; Fungi; Ascomycota; Eurotiomycetes; Chaetothyriales; Herpotrichiellaceae. The record is from RefSeq and is a predicted model, not a curated record.
CAUGAGUUGUGAAUGUCACUCUCUCAUAUCCUUUCUGUGUUCCAAAUGCCCGUGAUCUGGUUCACCUAGACGGCGCGUGAGAAGCAGUGAAUUUUCUGCAUAUGUCGGGGUCUGAAGAGCCUCCUUCUAUGGAGCAUAAUCAAGAUGCCACUCCUACGGCGAUCGAAGCCGAUUCGUACUCGGAUGAGGGAUAUGAUACUGCGAGCAUUGCCUCGGACCUCACCUCACUCAAAUCCUCUGUUAUGAACUAUGAGUAUGAGAAUGGUCGUCGGUACCACGGAUAUCAGGCCGGGAAAUACAUGCUUCCGAACGAUGAUAAGGAGCAAGAACGAUUGGAUAUUCUCCAUCACGUUUUCCGUCUGACAUUAGGCGGCGCGUUAUGUCGUACGGCCCCGGAGUUGAAUGAUCCGGACAUGAUACUUGAUAUUGGGACCGGCACAGGCAUUUGGGCCAUUGACAUGGGCGAUGAGUUCCCUUCCGCAGAAAUCAUAGGCACUGAUCUUUCGCCGAUACAAUCAAGCUGGGUGCCGCCAAAUGUUCGCUUCCAGAUUGAUGAUGCGACCCAAGAAUGGGCCUUUCCGCAAGACUCGUUCGACUUCAUUCAUGCUCGUGGUCUGGCUGGUAGCAUCAGAGACUGGCCGGAGUUGUUGAGGCAAGCAUAUAUACAUCUGAAGCCUGGCGGUCGUAUAGAAUUGUCGGAAGGACGUCCGCACAUGUGUUGCGACGACAACACGUACAGCGAAGAUAGUGCAACGUACAAAUGGGUGUCCGAGUUCUAUAGAAUAUCUCGAGGUGCAGGUCUUGAAUUUGACAUGUUUCCGCAAUAUGCGGAUCUGUUGAAGAAUGCCGGCUUCGUCAAUGUCAAAACUCAUGAAGAGCCGACGCCGAUUGGGACAUGGCCGAAGAACAAGAGGCUGAAGCAGAUUGGGCUGUUCUUCGAGCAUCAGUUCUUGGAGGGCGCCGUCGAUGGUUAUUCCCUGGCCUUGUUCACUCGGCUUGGAGGAUGGAGCGAAGUAGAGACCCAGGUGUUGCUGGCUCAGGUACGACAAGAAACGAAAAGCAAGAAGAUGCAUUUGUAUACUCACUGUUCAUAUGCGACAGCACAAAGGCCUUUGACUUCUUAACUUCAUGGCACUUUGCUGCAUAUUGCACAGUCAAUGCAGUGCCUUUCAAGCAUAUAUGUUGUAGCAGGAGGAGCCCGCGAUGGGCCAAGAGCCCGUGGUGUCCUUUCGAGCUGAAAAAGAAAGUCUUUGGGGGAAACAAACAUGUAGGAGGAUGUUUAGUCGAUGCAUUUAUCGUUGAAAAAGCACCCAGAAAGCGCUUCGAAAGGCUGCUUGGUCAGUUGUUUUGUAUCAAAUCAUGAGUAUGAUCUUCG